UGGUUCAGAUGUAAAUAUGGUACUCAAAUUGAUUUGAAAAUAACAAAAAUGGGAAUAUUUCAUUAUAUCAUUUCUCAAAUUUGUAUCUAAUCAUAUUUAAAUACAGAUUUCGGAAGAUAUUGCUACUGUUUGAACCGGAAUGUUAUCAAGUUAUAUGAUAAACAAUAGGGCCGAGGGUUUAGCUUCUUGAUACAGUGAUUUAAAUGCUCAAGUAACAUUUUAAAAUCAAUUAGUUUACAUGUAAUUGUGGCUGUAAUGUGUACAUGAUUGAAAUUGCAUCUAAAAAUUAAAGUCAAGUUUAACAGUUCAAUAUCAACUUAUUUACAAUGAAACUUGAAGAUAAUCUUAAUGAAGUAUUAUCAUCUCCUGGUCUUACAAGGAAAAGGAUAGCGUUCAUUGGUAUUGGUGUUUUAGUGGCUACAGUUGUAUGCAUCAGUGUUAUUGUUGCUGUUAGUGUAAAGUCUUCAUCGCCCAAAUCAUCUUCAAUCUCAAUGCGUUACUACAAGAGAUUGGGUUCGACUGCAGAUGCAAUUAAAUGGGUUCGUUACAGUUCGCAAAAUUUUUCACUGACUGAUGCUUUCGCUGGUGGCACUGGUGCCAAUGGUGACACAGUUUACGUGUGUCGAGCUGAACAUCCAUCCAAGACUAGUUAUAAAGACGAACUGAUUCCAGGGACAUUUUUUCCAAGCAAUGGUUCAUGUGAAGUCCCAUAUGAUGAUAAAGCUAAUCCUCAUUCAGUCUUUGAUUUGUUAAUUACCAAGAAUCCAUCUCGACUACUUUGGGCCAACGAGUCAAAAGGCAAAUUACAAUCAGGAACCAUUUCUGGUGGUUACACUGCAUAUGAUGAAGAGCUUUACAUUUCACGAUUCCGAACCUAUGGCUAUACGGUUCUGGGUAAAAUACAUUUGGCUCAUAUGAAAGCUUCGGGACCAGUUGAAGGAUACGAGAGGUACAGUGAAGAUUAUGAUGUUUUAUGUUUUGUUGAUUAUGAACUGUAAAUUGUCAAUAAAUGUUAUUAAAUGACUUAAAAUUGA
Molecule: messenger RNA, 1034 nt
Organism: Tetranychus urticae (two-spotted spider mite)
Lineage: Eukaryota; Metazoa; Arthropoda; Arachnida; Trombidiformes; Tetranychidae
Source: RefSeq, a predicted model, not a curated record